AUGGGGUUAGGGAUCUUGGAACCACGAUCUGCGGAGAGUGUACCAGGAACUACCCGCUACUUUGAAGACCCCGAAACAUCACCAGCGACAGCGACCGCGACCGCGCCCGUUUCCUCGAAUCUGAAAUACGAUACCUCCGGGCCCGUUCCCAUUGUUCUCAUCCCUCAACCCUCCGACGACCCAAACGAUCCUCUCAACUGGCCAUUAUGGAAGCGCGAUCUCAUAGUCACCAUCCUCUCCAUCACCUCCAUCUUCGCGACCUGUCUAGGCCCUAUUCUCGCGGCGAACACGCUCACCCUCUCCCUAUACUUCCGUCUAAAAUUUACCAAAAUCGCGGUGCUUACAGGAUGGUAUCUCUUAGGCGUGGCUAUAGCAGCGAUAUUCUUUGUACCGUCUGCGCGGAUUUGGGGGAAGAGACAUUUGUUCUUAAUUGGAACGGUUACGCUGAUUAUUUCGAGUGUUUGGGGGGGUGCUGUCAAACAUAAUUAUGAUAGUCUGGCUGCGGCUCGGUUCUUUCAGGGUGUAGGAACUGCGCCAUUUGAGACGCUAGUUAAUGCUGCCGUGGGAGAUCUAUACUUUGUUCAUGAACGUGGCAAGCGUAUGGCUUUGACCAAUCUGGCAGUCUUUGGGGGGGCCUUCUUCACUCCAAUUCUGGUCGGCCGUAUCACACACGUAAAGACUCUAGGAUGGCCGUGGACUUUUUACUUUGUGGCUAUAUUCACAGCCGUUUGCCUGCCUCUGGUCUACUUCUUCGUCCCGGAAACAGCAUUUGUUCGUCCAGACCAUCUCAACACCGAUAUUGCGAUUGUCAAGCACGAAGAAUACCAGAAACAUCCAGAUCAUCAAACAGCAUAUGAGCUCAAUCCAGGAAGACCCACGUCGGCAGAACGAGCUUCUGAGGGACAGGAUCAUGAGUCUCAUCGAUCAGCUACCGGCAUAUUUGCUGGGGCCGGAACGCCGAGGAAAAGCAGGUCGGAAAAUCUACGUAUCUUCAACGGUCGAGUUUCUCAAGAAAGUUUCUGGAAAUUAGCGUUACGGCCAUUCCCCCUAUUUGCGCACCCGGCAGUAUUAUGGGCAUCGCUGAUUCAAGGCGCUAUGAUUGGUUGGACUGUUUUCAUGGGAAUUAUCCUCGCGGCAAUCUUUCUUGGUCCUCCUCUUUACUGGAAUGAGGAGCAAACAGGCUACGCCUAUGCUGGAGCUUUCGUCGGUGCAGUCGUUGGGUUUUUGAUGGCCGGCGCACUCGCGGAUUGGAGUGCGAAAUACAUGACGCGAAGGAACAAUGGUGUAUACGAACCGGAAUUCAGAAUCAUUCUUGUAAUUCCACAACUCAUAUUUGGUUGUGCUGGAUUGUACCUAUUUGGUAUCACGGCUGCCGCACUGGUGGAUUAUCCUCACGUUCUUCCUAUUGUGGGCUUUGGACUUCAAGUCGGUGGGAUGGUUAUUGGAGCCGUUGCUGCAUCUCUUUACAUCGUCGACGCUCAUCGUGAUAUCGCCAUUGAAGCGUUCACAACAACCAUUAUUUUCAAGAAUCUAUUCUCCUUUGGCCUAACUUUCAGUGCAUACGACUGGCUCGUCAGUGCCGGAACAUACAAGACUUUUAUGUGGAUAUCAAGUAUUCAGAUCAUUAUUUGUCUUACUAGUAUUCCUAUGUAUAUCUUCGGUAAACGCAACCGAGAUUUCUUUCACCGUCAUAAUAUUUUGAAGAUUUGUGGAUUAGCGGGCUAG
Glarea lozoyensis ATCC 20868 is the source of this 1725-nucleotide messenger RNA. RefSeq names its product MFS general substrate transporter. Lineage: Eukaryota; Fungi; Ascomycota; Leotiomycetes; Helotiales; Helotiaceae. The record is from RefSeq and is a predicted model, not a curated record. Gene Ontology annotation, molecular function: transmembrane transporter activity. Gene Ontology annotation, biological process: transmembrane transport. The transcript has 6 exons. The coding region runs from base 1 to 1725 and encodes 574 amino acids.